Messenger RNA from Pomacea canaliculata, 2741 nucleotides. RefSeq lists its product as uncharacterized. The transcript has a single exon. Lineage: Eukaryota; Metazoa; Mollusca; Gastropoda; Architaenioglossa; Ampullariidae. The coding region runs from base 694 to 1716 and encodes 340 amino acids. The record is from RefSeq and is a predicted model, not a curated record.
UUUUGAUAAUUUUUUCCCGUGUUGAAUACUAUUGCGUGGUCUAAUUGUAUGCAAAUGCGAGCUACAAAAGUCGGAGGUGACUGGCGGAUGGAGGGUGUCACGACACGCAACCUCGGUGACAUGAAACAGUCCAAGUAAUUCUCCAAUGUCACGAAGCUCGGACCGGCAACUGUGUCCCUGGUUUAUAUGACUGGUGUUUCAAGUCCAGGGUAUAAGCUGUCUGUGUCCCUGGCGAUGUUAAUAGUUAGAACUCUUCGACCUCUUAAAACAGUGUUGUGCCUGCCGAUGUUAGAAUGAGUUCGCUCAGCUAGUGAACAAUACCAGUCUGCCAACACUCCUUACCUUCGCAGCUGCCGCUGUUGGCUCGAGAACUAGAGACAGAACAAUGCGGGCAUUGCUGAAGAAACGUGAUUCCGUAGCACGGGUACAGACUGGCUCCCUGGGGUGCGACAUACUCACCUCGGCCUGGUGAAUACUUUGCCAGAUUGUUGUUUAUCAUUGCAACUGUUUUAGUUACCCAGCACCACGUGCUCGAGUACCAACUUUACGUAGACAGUUUGUUCAGCCAGGAGUCUUCUUAGUAUCAGCUGAAACGGUUUAAUAGAUAUGCACAUCCAAACGAUGUACGCAUUUCUUCGCUGUUUUUAGUGGAUCGUUUGACACUUGGGGCAGCAGAGAGUGUCAGUAGGUACCAUGCCAGCCGCAGCAGUCUCGGUCAACAGCCUUCGGGGACGCAGACCAGGGACCAGCUGCUCCCUGCGGAGAACGAGCGCUAGGCAGAAGUCUGGAGAUAAACUGAAAGAGAAUGGAAAUCCUAGAACAGACGAUGCAAGCCAAGGGCAUGAGAUCGAGCUGCUGGAGUACGAGUGGCCGGACUUGCCGCCACUGCCAGCCCUGAAGGACGCCGUCACGCGCAGCCGCGUUAGCUUUGGCAUCAGCUAUCUGCUUCCGGUGGACAAAGGGCGUAACUCCAUCAACAACCACUUCCGGACGGACCUGCGUGCCAUGUUCCAGGAGCCGUACGCCAGCGAUGACCUGCGCUACGACGACGGCCGCGUGAAGCUGAGCGCCGCAGUGCACUUCCUCUGCAACACCAGCGCCACCAAGUGGACGCGUCGCCACUUGCAGUCAGUUCCUGUCAUCCUUAACGCAGAAUCUGAGAAGGCGCGGCAACUGUAUUGCCGUUCUGCGCCCUCUAGCGGCGUGGCCAGUCAACGCAUGGGCAUCGACCCACUGAAGCUGCGCACGCGCUCUAACCUCUUCCGGCCGCUGAAGGCUGCCGUGCCGCCCGAACUGAUCAAGCUUCGCAAGGAGGUGGAGGAGAUCGUCAGGUCGGUUCAGGAGGAGGUCGAAGCCCUAGAGGAGCAGAAGAUUGCUGCCACCCAACCAGCAGCCCUCGUUCCGUCUCGCGAUCAGGACCCCUCCGCGCCAGAAGCGGGUGGCAAUAGGGUCCAAGCAGAAGCAUGUGCAGUCAUCGUCGACAAAGAUGGAAGCGUCGGUGCCAUCCCUGAAAGCACGAAGCAAGUCUCCCAGACGUCGCCUGGAAAAUACGAAACGUACGAGAUCUUGAAAGCUGCCAAGCCGCCCAAACCGCUUCUACCCGACAGCAUCAAGUCCCAGUAUCUGAGCGCGGAGAAGAGUCAGGAUAUUUGGGAAUGGCUGCACCAUGGGGAAGAGCAGAGCGACUUCGACUUCUUUUUGUCUGUGUGUGGGUGAAAGUAAACCUAACCUCGGUCUCCUGGAAGCUAGAGCCCCCUUCGUUUUCUCCAGGGUAUAACUGUGCACCCCUACCUCCGCUCCAUCAGUCUGUGUGUAGUGACAUGUGACGGAUUCCACUGUGCCAAAGUGCCGUUAGAUACUUUGCGGAAGUGAGGAAAGUAAAAACAAUAGCUUUCAGGGUCCAAUCUCUCGAAACACUUUUAGUGCUCAAACGGGUGUGUCGAUAAUGCAGAUCAGGGUAUUUUGUUUUUUUAAUUAAUUUUUUUUUCGUAGACAUUACAUCAGUCGUUAUCUGUUAAAUGCUCCAACAUCUCUCGCAUGUAGCUUUUGUUUUUUUUUGUUUGUUUUUUUCGUUUUGUUUGUUUGGUUUCGUUUUGCUUUUGUUUUUUUCUUUUUUUUUUCUUUUUUUUUUUUUUGCAGCGAACUUUUUAAUUCUCGAGAUAUCUCGAAAAUUAAGUUCUCGAGAGAAGUCUGUAAUAUGAACCUGUCAGAUAUAACUAGUCUUGUGCUGUCUUUAUGAAUACUGAACCCACGCUCAGCAUGAUGUACAUAUAUUCCCAUAAGCCUGCCGAGUCUGUAAUAUGUGUUUAAUUUGUAAUGGAUAUGCACGGAAGUGUGCACGAUAUAUAAUCAAAAUACAUCAAAAUUUUUGUGUGUGAGUGAGCUAUGGACGAUUAGAUGAACGAAUAAGCAAUAGUUUUGUUAUUGAUUUGAAGAGCGGAAACAUACAGCUAUUUCACAAUUCUUACAAUUUUUUUUCCGCCAUAUGCUAAUCAGCAGUCAGAAUGAUUUGUUAUAUUUGACUGUGUAGUGCUGAAACAAAAAGAAAAUGAUUGCUAUGAAUAAAAAGCAUUCUUUUAAAAAGCAUUAACUGUGAAUAUGCAGCAUUUUUUUAACUAUUAUUUUUAGUCAUAAGUUACAUGUAUUUCAAACCAUGAAAUUGGUUGUCUCCCCUAGACCAGUGAUCGGCAACCCGCGGCUCUUUUAUCCUAAUGGUGUGGUUUAGUGAGUAAAUUAAAAGU